AUGUCCACCACAACUCAACAACACCAAGAAUCCCAAGAAUCCCAAGAAUACAACAACCACACCCUCCCCAAACCCCCCUACAACCCACUAAUCAACCCCUCCAACACGCGCCCAAUCCUGGCAGACGAUACCCUAUCCCUCAAAUCCCACAUCUUCCUAACCCGCCCCUACAUAUCGACCCUCCUAUUCGAAAAUGCCACCUCCGAUGCCCGCGACCACUGCGCCAACGAGCGCACCUUCCUCUCCUGGCUCCGUCUCUCAAUGUACCUCGCCAUCGUGGCCAUCGCCAUCAUAAUCAGUUUCCAUUUCCAGACGCCGCCGACGGGAUUGGAGCGGCGGAUGGCAUUACCGCUAGGGAUUGUGUUCUGGGUGCUGAGUUUGGCGUGUCUCGUGAAUGGGUUUGCGAAUUAUGUGCGGACCGUCAAGAAGUAUAGCCGGAAGGCGGCGCUCGUGCAGAGUGGGUGGAAGACGCAGGUUACGUUUACGGUGGUCGGGACGUACAACUAA
This is a messenger RNA of Aspergillus niger, 507 nucleotides long. RefSeq lists its product as uncharacterized. The record is from RefSeq and is a predicted model, not a curated record. The transcript has 3 exons. Bases 1 to 507 code for a protein of 168 amino acids. NCBI's taxonomy places the organism in Eukaryota, Fungi, Ascomycota, Eurotiomycetes, Eurotiales, Aspergillaceae.